GUCAAACGCUUUCAAUCUGGCGGGGUUUAUUUGUGACCCUCGAUCGGUCAAUGGCCAGUAGCAAUCCAUCCGUCCGUUCAAAUCCCUCUCUGGGAAACGGACGAAACGGGAGAGGCGCGGAAAACCCCCACCCCCCAAAUCGGAGCGCGGAGGCGCCGACCAAGAAACCCUACGCCGCUUGGGCGGCGAUGAUGGAGGCGGCGCCGGACGAGGAGGCCGGGCUGGCGCUCCCCGAGGGCGAGCGGAUUCUGGAGGUCACCCUCAUCUCCGCGCAGGGGCUGAAGCCUCCCUCCGGCCUGCGGCGGCGGCUGCUGCAGGCGUACGCCGUGGCGUGGGUGGACGCGGCGCGCAGGCUCCAGACGCGGCCGGACCGCGCGGGCGGGGUCGACCCGGAGUGGCACGAGCGCCUCCUCUUCCGCGUCCACGAGGCCGCGCUCGCCGACGACUCCCGCGCCGCCGUCACCGUCGAGAUCUACGCCGCGCCCGCCGGCGGCUGGCACAUCGGGGGGGACUCCCUGGUCGGCUCCGCCCGGUUCCUGCUCGGCGACCACGGCCUCCUGUCCCGGCCCGUCGGGUCCCCGUCGAUGUUCGCCGUCGGUGUGCGCCGCCCCUCCGGCCGCGUCCACGGCCUCCUUAACGUGGCGGCCAGUCUCGUCGCCGCGCCGCCGUCCCCGGCAGCUGCCCACGCUCUCCGCUCAUCCCCCGCCGUCUCCCUCAGCGGCCUCUCCACGGCGCCCAUCCCAGCAGGCCGCGUGCUCCGCGUCCUCAACCGCUCGUUUCCGACGCCCCCACCCUCUCCGACGGUUCUUACGACCAAGAAGCAGCAGAUUGCAGCCAAGCCGAACAAGAAGUGCGCUGACAAGCUGGACGUUGCGGUGAAGCUGAACAAUGGCGCAGAUGAUCGGAGCGAUGAGGAGCGUGAGGAGUUGAGAGAGAUGGGCGGGGUGGUGUUUUGCGGGCCUUGUAUCCUACCAUUACCAAGAAAGAUCCACAUAAGCCCCUCUGACGAGAACCUGCAGGCCUUUGCUAGCAUCUUCUCCGGCGGAGUUGGCAUUACCAGACAGAGCCCUCGCCAUUGAGGAGUCCAGGCAUUUAAUAGGUUCGGUUCUUUCAGUUGAUUCCUUGUGGAGAUAGCCUGUUUCUUCUUGUUGUGGAAAAUUAGUUUCUUAACCAUGAGGAUAUAGUGCUGAGUUGUAUUAUAGCAUCUAUUGUUGUUACUGCAAAUAUGUCUCACUGAUUCUUUUUUGUGUGAAUCAAUGGAAUUAUAGAAUUAUAGUGCCACAAUGAAUAGCGCGGAAUCAUUUUGUUAUCUGCUAUGCUCAAAGAACCUCAAUUUAAGGUUUGAAGAUUUCGUUUGAAGCAAUAUAAGCCUGAAUGCCUGAGUAUUUCCACUCA
Molecule: messenger RNA, 1395 nt
Organism: Oryza sativa Japonica Group (Japanese rice)
Lineage: Eukaryota; Viridiplantae; Streptophyta; Magnoliopsida; Poales; Poaceae
Biological process (GO): defense response
Source: RefSeq, a predicted model, not a curated record